Messenger RNA from Strigops habroptila (Kakapo), 9574 nucleotides. RefSeq names its product ankyrin repeat and sterile alpha motif domain containing 1A (gene ANKS1A). The coding region runs from base 22 to 3588 and encodes 1188 amino acids. Gene Ontology annotation, cellular component: cytosol. The record is from RefSeq and is a predicted model, not a curated record. The transcript is spliced from 25 exons. NCBI's taxonomy places the organism in Eukaryota, Metazoa, Chordata, Aves, Psittaciformes, Psittacidae. Gene Ontology annotation, molecular function: protein binding.
CGGCGGCGGCCGGGCCGGGCCAUGGGGAAGGAGCAGGAGCUGCUGGAGGCCGCUCGCACCGGGAACCUGCCCGCCGUGGAGAAGCUGUUAUCGGGGAAACGCCUCAGCUCCGGCUUCGGCGGCUCCGCGGGGGGAGGCGGAGGAGGAGGAGGUGGAGGCGGCUCCGGGGGGGGAGGCGGCGGAGGAGGCAGCGGGAGCGGCGGUGUGGGGCACCCGCUGUCCAGUCUCCUCAGCAUCUGGAGAGGGCCAAAUGUGAACUGCGUUGACAGUACUGGAUACACUCCACUGCACCAUGCUGCUUUGAAUGGUCAUAAGGACGUUGUGGAAGUUCUGCUGCGGAACGACGCACUAACCAACGUAGCAGACUGCAAAGGCUGUUACCCUCUUCACCUGGCUGCUUGGAAAGGCGAUGCAGACAUAGUGAAGCUCCUCAUCCACCAAGGACCUUCGCAUACCAAAGUGAAUGAGCAGAAUGCUCUUGAGAUCAAAGAACUCAAAAAGUACGGCCCCUUUGACCCAUAUAUCAAUGCCAAGAACAACGACAAUGAGACGGCACUGCACUGUGCUGCACAGUAUGGCCACACCGAGGUGGUGAAGGUCCUUCUGGAGGAGCUGACCGACCCCACCAUGCGCAAUAACAAGUUUGAGACUCCUCUGGACCUGGCUGCGCUCUACGGGAGGCUGGAAGUUGUGAAGAUGCUCUUGAACGCUCACCCCAAUCUCUUAAGCUGCAACACUAAGAAACACACUCCUCUGCACUUGGCAGCUAGGAAUGGUCACAAAACUGUAGUCCAUGUCCUCCUGGAUGCUGGCAUGGAUAGCAACUACCAGACUGAAAAAGGCAGUGCUUUGCACGAAGCUGCUUUGUUUGGCAAGACAGAUGUGGUACAAAUAUUGCUGGCUGCAGGUAUUGAUGUGAACAUAAAGGAUAACAGAGGACUGACAGCUCUGGAUAUUGUGAGGGAACUUCCCUCUCAGAAAAGCCAACACAUAGCAGCUCUUAUUGAAGAUUACACCAUCGGGAAGAAGAGUGCCAAAGCUGCAGAGAAGACUGUUCAAGCACCACUUGUUCCCCCCACUGAUCCUGUGGGCCGGAUACCUCAGGGUGAUGUGGAGAAAGCAGUUACAGAACUGAUCAUAGACUUUGAUGUGAACCCAGAAGAGGAGAGUCCGUAUGAAGCUUUGUACAACGCAACGUCCUGCCACUCCCUGGACAGCCUUGCCAGUGGGAGAUCCUCAGAUCGAGAGUCUCUGAACAAGGAACCUGAAUCAACUGGCCUCAAAGCAGCAGGAGUCAGGCCUAGAGAACGUCCGCCGCCGCCUGCCAAGCCACCGCCUGAUGAAGAGGAGGAGCAGCAUGUGGAGAAGAUAGGCCAUGGUGCUUCCUGUGAGGCCUCUGGUGCACGAGGAAAGAGCAGGGGAAGUGGAGCUGAGGAAGAGGAACACCCCUACGAGCUGCUGCUUACAGCAGAAACUAAGAAGCCCGUUGCAGUGGAUAGGAAAACGAAAGACCACAGGAGGAGCAGCCGCAGCCAGGACUCUGCUGAUGGUCAGGACAUCCAGGUUCCGGAGCAGUUUUCAGGGUUGCUUCAUGGUUCUUCCCCGAUCUGUGAGAUAAGCGAGGACCCUUUCAGGCUCGUUUCCUCCGUGGAGAAAGGAGGCACGGAAGCUACAAGCCAGGCACGUGCUAUGCAGCUGGAGGAUGCUGCCUUACCUGCCUGUGGCUCGGUACGGACCAGCUCUCCAGACCAAACCCAGACAGUGGUCUACGCGACCGUGCAGCACACGCACGUCAACCGGGCGGAUCCUGGAGCUGUAGUCACGCCCCACGUGCCCCAGCACCCCGGCGGUGCUGAGGAAGAGGGGGACAGAGCUGUGGGCAGAGCCCACCCAGGCAGCAAACCCAAAGCUGAGCUCAAACUCAGCCGCAGCUUGUCGAAAUCGGACUCUGAUCUCCUGACCUGCUCUCCGACAGAGGACGAUGCCAUGGGGAGCCGGAGCGAAUCGCUCUCCAACUGCAGCACUGGGAAGAAAAGGCUGGAGAAGUCCCCGUCCUUUGCUUCCGAGUGGGAUGAGAUUGAGAAAAUCAUGAGUUCCAUCGGCGAAGGCAUUGACUUUUCCCAGGAGCAGCAGAGGAUCUCAGGUUCACGGAUGCUGGAGCAGAGUGUUGGGGAGUGGCUGGAGUCCAUUGGCCUGCAGCAGUAUGAGAGUAAGCUGCUUUUGAACGGCUUUGAUGAUGUCCGCUUCCUGGGCUGCAAUGUCAUGGAAGACCAGGACCUUCGGGACAUCGGGAUCGGUGACCCACAGCACCGUCGGAAGCUGCUCCAGGCCGCUCGCUCCCUCCCGAAGUUGAAACCCCUGGGCUGUGAUGGGAACAGCCAGCCUUCAGUUCCUGCAUGGCUCGACUCUUUGGGGCUGCAGGAUUACAUCCAGUCCUUCCUCUCGAGUGGCUACAGCUCUAUUGACACUGUGAAAAACCUCUGGGAGCUUGAAAUAGUAAACGUGCUGAAGGUGAACCUGCUGGGCCAUCGGAAGCGGAUCAUCGCCUCCCUGGCAGACAGACCGUACGAGGAGCCACCAGCAAAGCCACCGCGCUUCUCGCAGCUGAGAUGCCAGGACCUGAUGUCCCAGACGUCGUCCCCCCUGAGCCAGAACGACUCCUGCACGGGCAGAUCUGCUGAUCUGCUGCUGCCCUCUGGGGACACUGGCAAGAGGCAGCACGACCGAGGCACCGAGGCUGCUCCCUACGCCAGAGCUGAGCGCUACAAAGCACAGGAGGACCGUCGGGAGUCGAAGCUGACCCUGCGCCCCCCCAGCCUGGCUGCCCCCUAUGCCCCAGUCCAGAACUGGCAGCACCAGCCAGAGAAGCUCAUCUUCGAGUCCUGCGGGUAUGAGGCCAAUUACCUGGGCUCCAUGUUGAUCAAAGACCUCCGAGGGACAGAGUCUACGCAGGACGCCUGUGCCAAGAUGAGGAAAUCCACAGAGCAUAUGAAGAAGAUCCCGACCAUUAUACUGUCCAUCACAUACAAAGGGGUGAAGUUCAUCGAUGCCUCAAACAAGAAUGUCAUUGCUGAGCACGAGAUCCGGAACAUCUCCUGUGCUGCUCAGGACCCUGAGGAUCUCUGCACCUUCGCCUACAUCACCAAGGACCUGCAGACCAGCCACCACUACUGCCACGUCUUCAGCACUGUGGAUGUGAACCUGACAUACGAGAUCAUCCUCACAUUGGGACAGGCGUUCGAGGUGGCCUAUCAGCUGGCCCUGCAAGCCCAGAGAGCAAAGCCCCUGGGUGCUGGGGCAGGAGAAACCAUUGAAACAAAAUCUUCCAAACCGGUGCCUAAACCACGAGCCGGCAUGAGGAAAUCUGCAGUGCCGCUCCCUCCCGACACCCGCUGUUGUUACUGUCACACGUGUACAACACACCGCCCCUCCUACCUGCCGCUGCAGUCUGUUAGUCCCGGAGCCAAGCUGGAGCCCCCUGAAGUGGACCAAGACUCCCAGUCUCAUGCCAGUGUCUCCUGGGUCGUGGACCCCAAACAGGACUCCAAGCGGACCCUCAGCACUAAGUAUGAGACCACUAUCUUCUAAAGCAAACACACCCUGUGUCCACCCAGUCUAACCGUGCCUUUGCGAUCUGAUCUGUCCGCUCUAAACCCCCUCUCCCUCCAGCUGCUCGCACUGAGCCCCGCGUAGGCACUCCGUCAAUGGCAGCAGCACUUAGGAGACUGUAGACUUAAAACCGGCUUUUGUACCUGAUCACUGCUGAACACUGUGAAUUCUCCUUACUCGGAAACAAGGGUAACAUGCUGAUAGGUAUCCGUGAGGCGGGAGGUACAGGGGGUGCAGGCUGGGGGAACCGGAGCUCUGGAGCCAGGAAGCCGCCGGCCAUUGUCACGUCUUUCCCCUCGCUCUGGCACUGUGAAUCCCUGGGGCAGCGUGACACCCCCCAGGCCUUUUCUAUUUCACCUUCUUCUCCUUGGACUGAUGGAGACCUCUUGUCUCUGCGGUGCACUCCCUCCUACACCCUCUCCUUCCCGACUGAGCCACGGCUGCGUACUGUUCAGUGAACUCACCCCUCUUCUUACCUGCCGUUCGAAUCGACACUAACCACUGUGAUGCUGUCUGCAAAUAACACACGUUCACUAGAUUUCCUCACAGGGACCCUUGCCCACAGUCUCUCCCUGGGAAGCCUGAAGCAGAAAACCUGCUCUGAUGGGAGCACUGGUUCGGGCCGGGUGUCAUCGUUCCCACUGUGAGCUCUGUUCCCCUCAGAAGUGAGCUGGGGUUUUGGUUUCAUGCAUUUCAUCCCUUGUAGGAUUUUUUCCCCCCCCAUAGUUCUGUUUACACUCACCAAACUUCUGAGCUAUGGGCGUAGUUCUCACUUUGCAGAUUAUAAAGAGGUUAAGCUUUUAAAGGCACAUGUUGUUAGCCUCGUGCGGGGAAGGAAAGGUGUUGGAGGGGCUGGACACUGCGCUGUUGGAGGGCUAAUCAAGCAGAUGGAGCUCUGCUGUGUUGAGCAGACUUAAUUUUUGCCAAAGGGAGAAAUGGAAUUGAAAUCAGUCUGCUGCUGCUCCCAAAGCUUGUUUUCAGUCUACAAACCAUUGCACAGAGAGAGCUAGAGGGAUCCUGAAACAUCUGUCACCUUCCAUCCUUGAGAGUGAGGAUUUCACUCGGAGGUGGCCCUGCAUCAGUGGCCACCUCUGCUUUUUCUGGCUGCUUCUCAAGUGCACGUGUUUUUCCUCUGGGAAAAUGUCCCUAUUUCUGUGUAGAAAUGCUACUUUCUCAGUAGAAGCAGCUUUUAAUUCCAGUAUAUGGUUGGGAAUUGUUUGCAUAGGAUGGCAGAGCAACUGUCACAGGCCAGAGCAGAGUUGGAAUGGGUCUGGGAAUGCUCUACGGUGGUGAAAGCCCCUAUGAGCCAUCCAUGGCCAUGCCCCUGGUUUUGCCACUUGUGUUUGCAAAGCUCACUGAGAUGAAACUGAGGAGGAGGAGGAUGAUCUGAUGACUCUACAGUGCCAGGAGGCAGAAUUCCUGCCCCACUGCUGCUUCUCUCCAAGUUGCUGUGUCCAAGUAAUGUCACCUCCCCUUACCUCAGUUUCCCCAUAUAGGGGAUGGGGAUGUACUUCCCUGUCAGGGUGGGAGGCUCCUUCUGUUUGCAGAGCAAUUUGAAGACCCUUUAGUGGAAGGCUCUGUGACUUCCACACCGUGGCAGCAAACCUCCAACGCUCUCCUGACAGGUGAAGUCCUAAACUCCAGACAGAGUCAAAGCAAAGCUGGCUCUUGGACCCCACCAGCUUCUUGCAGGAGAGGGCUGAGCAGAUGGGGUUGUGGCCGUGUGGUAGUUGGGCUGCACAGAACUCACUGACAUGCACCUUGGUGUAAGUGUCCGAACUCCCUGUGGGUUUCACACCUUGGCAAAACCCCCUCACAGCCCAGUUUUGGAGAGGUGAUGGUGGGUCUGUAUUGGAGAGCUGUAGAGAGGUGGACAGCAGCUCCCUGCUCACCUCUGUGUGACAUGUCUGGUGGACACCUUAGAUAGAAAUGGGAAGGAGGGCACACUUGGAUCUCCAGUAAAGCUCCAUGUCCAAAAUAACAAUUUAGCCCAAAUCUUCCUUGGUUAUCACCAGUUGGCAUCAGCGGGGAGGUCACAACAGCAGCCCUGGGUUAUUGCACCUGGUAUUUAGGGGCUAGUUUAGAGCUGUUGCCUCAAAGCUUCUCUUACCCCAGACUUGUGGUGAAAUCUGAUGUUUCAAAAUCUUUAUUCAGCUCUUUCUCAGGAGUGAGUUUGAUCUCCCAAGUCAUUUGUGGCUUAAUGGCACCAAGCAGCAAACUGACUUCAAAAUGAGGGCUAGGCUGGUAAGAACCCAAGUGAGAGGAAUAAAAGGAUUAUCUUAAAGCAAGAGAAAAAGGAAAGCUCAGCCUAGUGUGUAUAUUUGAUAUGCCAAGGAGCCUCUUACCACAGAGCAAGUGCUCCUCUGCUUAAAGACCCCCGAAGCAGAGGUUGAACUGCAGUUGCCUGAAAUGCUGCAGGACCAUCCUGCCAGCAGCAUUGUGGUGGACAGCAGAAUAUUGCUGCAUCUGAGGUGCUGCAAGAGGCUGGGGUUGGGUUUGAUCAGCAUCUUUCCAAGCUGUAAGGGAGCCCUGAGGGUUUCUAUAUCCUUCAAAGAGAAACAGAGUUGGUGGUGAUAGUGCAGUUUCUAUGAGUAAGCAUUUACAAUGCCAUGGCCUAUCCAUAUGCCUGACUAGAGGGUCUGAGCUCUUGCAUUUCCCCUACUCUCAGCAGGUUCCUCAGCACCUCCCACACUGGGUCGCUGCAGCAUGUGCCUUUCUAAGGGUGACCAUCCAAACCCAGCUGGGAUCACAGGCAGCUCUGCCUGAAAUAGAGCCCCCGCUGUGUAUCCAUAAUCCUCACGGUUGUGUCACAUCCUGGCCAUGAGCCUCAUCUUUCCCAGCACUUGUGUUUGUAUGACUCGGAAAUCAUUCAUUCCUUUAUCUUCCUUUCUGUUUGCCUCUGCAAAGCUGAGCUCCGGGCAGCUGUCUCCUACCACGGACAUGUAGUAACGGGGCAGAGACCUAAGAAGCAGUGGCCUGCUGACACGAAGAUCAUCUCCAUCUGGUGUCUGCCUCGGAGUGGGUGCAUGGCUGCUCAGUGAGGGCUCCCAAAGCAGAGGGGGGAAAAGGGAUCCCAGGCACCAGCUGAGGAAAGCAGCUCUCUCCAUGUCUAGCAAAGGGAAGUUGAGACUUCUGAGAGCGAUGUCACCUUUUCUAGCUUGAGACAAAUGUUUUUCAACCUGUUUCUUUUUUCAUGUGCAAAAAUGAUACAGAGCAAAUCCAGUUCACAGUUUAAAUGUAGCACUGCAGGUUUUUUGGUGAGGAAAUAACAAUAGAUGUCCUUAUUUACUGAGAAUCCACGCAGCCCUGAGCACAAUGGGGAGUCUUAGUGGUGGGAGUGGUGUGCACAUCUCUAACGGUACUUACAUUUGCUUCAGUUCUGGGUGAACAGUAGAGAAUGCCAAAUUCCUGGAAAUCACUUCCUCCAGUGUGAGAAGCCUGGCAGGGGAAGUGCAAAUGGAAACAACUUAAGGAGUCUGCAAAGGAUCUGUCACCCCAGAGUGGUUGUGGCCAAGUCUGACAAUGGUACAGAGCUUGCUUCCCCUACAGAGAACUCUUACAUUGCAAUACUUGAUGUUUCUAUGGCAAGGACACAAUUUCUUCCCAUUUUUCCGCACUGAACUCCUGGAGAGGAGUCCCUUCUCCAGUCUCGUGUGCACCUGAGUUGGUUUUAAAUGCAGUUAUGCCCUGAAGGGUUGAGGGUUUGGGGUUUUUUAAAGUCUAUUCAAUUGUGAUUUAGCACUUUUUUGAUACUAGCUUGUUAUUUAAUUAGUGCAACAGAUUCAGAAGAUGAACAAAUAAGGAGUUAAAUUUUGGGCAUUACACUGAAGCAGUCCAUACCCCAGGAGAAAUCAGACCAACCUGAGGAUGGCUCAGCCCCCAUCUCAGUCCAGGAUCCCCAAAACCACCAUCUCAAAGGUGCCAUUACUUUUCUUCCAAAUUAUCAGAGUAUCUAACAGCAGUUUGGGCUGUGACUGAUGUGUUUUCACACAGUACUGACUGUUCCCCUCAAGGGAGAGGUGUUAAAAUGUGAUGUUCAUUCUUCAGACACACAGAUGUAGCGCAGCACGUGUGUAACCUCGACAGGCAUUGUGAUGGUUGGGGAUGUGGUACCUGCUGCUUUACUAGGAUGGUAUGCCCAGAUAACUUCUGUUUAACUCCAGUUGCUGCUGUAUGUCAGGAUUUCAUUUAGUCUCUCUGGCCAGUGAGGCAGAGAGAGAUGAUCCGUAAUCCCAAGGGCAUAGACGUGUAAAUGAUAAGGAGGGGGAAGUGGAGAUGAUUAUUUUUUAAGUUGAUGAAUUUAGGAAACCUAACAUUCCUUGUUCUGCAUAUGUUGCAUUCAUACUGGUGUUAAGUGUAAAUAUUUGGUGUGUUGGCAACAAGUCUUUUUGGAGAGAUUGCAAAUUGAACCUCUGCUUGGGAGGAGGGACACCUUUCUUUUUACCUGCAUGAGCUUUUUGAAGGUUGGCUUGGAGGUGACGUGGUGAUGAAGACUCCAAUCUUCAGGGGACUGUGCUUAGUGACCCUGGUGGUCCUUUCCAGUCCUGUGUGUGAUCCUGUGGUUGUCUUUAGUGAUCCAACAGUUCUUUAGCCAGAUACUCUCUUUCUCGCUCCAUAGACAAAGCAGUUGUUUUGGCAGUGCAUAUUCCCCUUCUGUUUCAAUGGGUUUUCUCAAGGUACUUGCAUGCUGGAGACAGAUCCUGGACCAUGCCAGUCCCUGACUCCCAGUCAUGUUAUCCCACCCAUUGCACAGUAUUCUGCCUCUUCCUCCCUCCAGGGUUUCAUGGUAUCUGGGAGGAAAGUGCCCUAAAUUUCUGGUGCUGAAUAUGACUUUUGACUCAAAAUGCAUCUGCUGUAUUCCCUGCCUGGAAAAGGUGGUGCUGCCCUGGGCCUCAGGCCCCUUUUUUAAGGACGGAUUGUGGUUUACAGAGUUUGGAUUGUGCAUGGCAUGAGUCCAGGCUGAGAACUCGAGAUAAGUAACUGAGAUGCAGAGCUGUCCUUUUUUAUAUAGGAGGGGAUGACCUUUUUUGGUUUGGUUUGGGUUUGGUUUUUUUUUCCAAAGUGAAGCUGCUUUAUCCUUUUUAAUUUUGUAUUUACAAGGAAAAACAAAAAGCUAUUCAGCUGCCUUUGAACUUGCUUUGGGAUUGUUCUUUUAUGAACAAAUUAUGCAACUUUGGUGGGGUAUGUGCCUGUCCCCUCACAGGGAGAAGAUGCAGCACCUUCCAGGCUGUACCUCUAGUGACAAGUCUGCACCUUCACAAGGCUGCUGAGACACAGACCAGAUGCCAAAUAGUCCCUCCAAACCCGUCCCGUUCUGUGGGCAGCUGAAGUGGAGGCAAUUGCUUUAAUGCUCCUUCCACUGCAGCAGUUUCUAGCAGCACAAUUUCCCCUGGCUUCUUUCUGCUCACAUUGUUUCCAUGCGAUCAGACCUUUGUUUUAGAGCAAGCACAGUGUCUGCAACACUGCCUUGUUGCUAAAGGUCUCCCUUUUAUGUCUCCUAUUGGCAUUACUUCCUGUAUUUUUUAUUUUCCCAAAAGAAAGUACCUGUGCUGCUCUUGCAAAGUCAGUCUAGCUCAAACACUUUUCUUACCCAUGGAAGAAUAACCUGAGAUUCCCUAAGAGGGCAGAGAACACUCAAGUUCAGUUUGCAAUGUAGUCAUUUUUGCUAAUUGUGAUGUAUGGCAGUGGGACUGAUUUGUACUACAAAUGUUAUUUAAUCUGUCUGUAUUUUGAUACUUGAAUUUCCUUUUAUUUCCUGUAUAUACAAUUGUUAAUCUGUUCAAAUUUGUCUGAAUUUUAAAACAUCUUGUGGUACCAAACAUAACCAAUCUGUGCAACAACAUAGACUGACCUCACUACAACAAGGCGAGAGUGUAAAUAUUUCUGGGCUUCCAGCAGUCGUUUUGUUGUUUUCAGAAUUGUACAACUUAGAACAGACUGAAUUAAUAAACCAACUUAGACACGU